This is a messenger RNA of Penaeus vannamei (Pacific white shrimp), 897 nucleotides long. The record is from RefSeq and is a predicted model, not a curated record. NCBI's taxonomy places the organism in Eukaryota, Metazoa, Arthropoda, Malacostraca, Decapoda, Penaeidae.
ACGAAAGUAAAAUGGCGUUGGGGUACACUCUUCCCUCCCUGACCACUGUAAUCUGUGGAGUGUUUACAGCUUACAUUAUUCAUUCUGCCUGGACCCUGGGACAGCUUUUCAUGCCACCAUCUUGUCCAGAAUACUCUGAAUGUUUACAUCCCUUAAUUGCUCAGGAACCAAAAUUUCAGCUUUUAGCCUUUACAUCUCAGAAAAAAAUGCCAGAAUAUGCUACAGACCUCAGACUGGUGCACAGGGUACAUCAGUUUGAUUAUUUAAAGGAACAAGAAGAGUUAGUAGAAGUAUAAAAAAAGAGUCAGAAAUAAUGGCUCCUUAUAUCUUCAUAUAUUCUUAACUUCACCCUCGGUUGACCCAGAGGAUUGGGGAAGUGUUGUCAAAGAUGACCUCACUGUGUAUGCUAUGGCUCACCUCACAAAGUACCAUAUUCCUGAAGCUGCAACAAUUAAUUUACUUGGCAGAGAAGAGGAGAAGAAGCAAAAGCCCCAGUCAGGGAGAAAAAGACCAGUUACCCACUUCCAGUCGUUGGUAGUGUUUAAUAUUCUCACUGAUCCUGUCAGUCUUCCUCGUAAUGCUGUGCCAUAUGAUAUAGGUCGCUCUCUCAGGUUGGAUUCUAAUGGACAGUACCUCCCAAUCCUGUAUGUGGAUAGUCUUAGUGCACGUUUAAGAGAUUUGGUGGAAGUAGAUUUUUCAAUGAAAGAGACAAACUUGACGCUAAAAUACAGCCCAAUAUCCUAUGGAAAAAUAAGAUUAUGGAUGCAGUUUGAAGCUGCACUGCAUCCUAUGGCACAUUUAGGAUUCACAGAUAAGGACUUGGAUGAAGUGAAGGGCAUUUUCUCUGAUACAAACCUUUACUUCUUAUGUGUAACUUUUUUGGUUGCAGCCUUACAU